UAGCACUACUCAAAAUAAGUAAGUCGUUCCCGCCAAUCUAAAAUUCUAAACCCUCUCUCUCUUGCCGCGCUCAGGCCUUUAUAAACCAAACACUGCUCAUUUCCUUCAUUUUUUCUUUUUCUUUCCAAAAUCUCAGAAACUCAUUCUCGCAUUUUAAUGGCGAAACCUAAGGAAGACGAGAAAUUGGACGGUUUGGAAAUCAACUCCAUUGGAUCUCUGUACAGCGGGACUUGGGACAAGAAGUACUGGAGCAGCUCUAGGGGAAAAGAUCGAUAUCCUUAUCCUGUAGGGUAUCAAGUUGUUCGAGCAUAUAAUGGGAGCACAUAUAAAAUUGAAAUUCAUGAAGGUCCCAAGGGGCCUUCGUUUGUGAUUUCUUCUGAUGGACAUUCAUGUUCUGGGCAAACUCCAGAUAUUGCAUGGGGGAAAUUUCAAAAGAAUGGUUGCCCUCGCACAAAGACAUUGAAUGGCAAGAGAUUUUCAAGCAAAAUAGAUGGGGUGGAGUUUUUUGGGUUUAAAAAUCAGUUAGUCCAAAGACUACUUCGGGAACUGGUGGCAAAUGUCAAUGGAACUGCAGAGCGAAGUUUGCUUUCCUCCAACUUCUGCAAUGGGGCUUCUAGAACUGAUCAUGACAUUCGACACCCAGAUGUGUGUACAGUUCCUGAUUUGCUACCAUUUUUGGCAAAACCACAGAACACAGGAAAGAGAAGUAGGAAACGUGAAAUCAUAAGUGCAAAGGCAGUUAAUGGGGCUAGACUUAAAAGAUCCCGACCUCAGGAUCUAGUUUCUGAUACUGAUACUUCAAGAUUAACACAAGAGAAUCAGAGGAAUUAUAAUCGUGGGUGUUUCAUGCCUGCCUCUGCUUCAGAAGAAGAGUAUGACGUUUGUAAACAUCCAGGGGCUUUACCAGCAUCAGUGCACUUAAUAUCUGGAAGCAGAGGAGAAAAGAGUCACAUAUCAGUCAAAGAUGAGAUGCCAUUGGAUUCUAUUGGCUUCUCUGAUCAUCUCAGAGAGGAAGCUGUCCCCACUCAAGAAGAGAGGGAGCUCGAUGAUUCUGAGAAUUGUAAAUCUGCCGGAAUCACCAACAACUUGCCUGCAGAGGAGAAACCUCUUGGUAGGUUGCUAGAUACUGAGGUGGAGUACAAUUUUCAAAUUGCAACAGAAAACAAAAAUGGAAAUGCAUUUAUUUCAAAAGACUCUCCAGGUGUUCAGGGUGUUGAUCUAUGUGCACCGGAUACCUUUGAGUGUAUGCAAGAUAAUACUUCUAAUUCUGCUCAAAGUUCCCAGGAUAAGAGUACAUACAGUGUGAAAGAAGCGUUAACUGCAGCUGACUUGAUCAUUUCUGAGGGGUUGGUAGAUGAAUCACAUCUACAGGAAGAAAUAGUCACAUCUAAUUCCAAUGCGAAUUCUGAAAAGAGUGAUUGUGAUUCCGUUGGUCAGGAAAUGGUCAAGUCAAUGAUGACAUUUCUGCUUCCACAAGCAGUUCCUUUGCUCAGGAAUUCCUCUAGGAAGAAAAAGGCUCCAGUUAAGUCUCAGGGGGAAAAUACUGAAGGCGCAUACUUUGAAGAUAUUCCACCUGCUGUAACACUUACGAACAAUGUAUAUUUGGAAAAGGAUGAAAGGAUGCAUAUCCAAAGUACAGCUCUUGGGUCUGGACCAAGUUUUGAACAUACCAAGUCUGUUGUUCCUGACAGUUAUGAGGAUGAACAAUGUGGGGAUCUUGUAACUAAGCAGGUGAUACUGUCUUCUGAUAUUGGUGAAGCCGAUCUAGUUACUUUUGAUAAAGACACCUGUCCUUCCAACGCUUGGGACACUUGGGGACAGCUUAUUGGGCAGAAUAAGCCAUCAGGCUCUCAUGUUGAAACCAAUGGGAGCAAAGACAUCCUUUGUUACAAUGAAGUGCACGUGACUCUGAAUGAAAAGCCUCAGAAGGGUGAUGGAUGUGUAUCUGAGUCCAUUUUGGCUUGCACAUCACAUGGCAAUAAAAUUCUUCCCAAAAACAUUAAUUCUUGUGCUACCUUGGAUGAGAACCUGUUAGAAGUUGAAAUCCUUUCCAAGGAAAACCACCUCAAUACUGUACCUGAUUGUACUGAAGAUAAUAAUACAAGUGACACUAACCAAAGAGCCGUGAUUAAUUCAAAAAUAUCAUCCAAGGAAAUCAGUGUCAAGAGAGGGGUUGCUGAACCUGGCAUUACAUUCUUUACUCAAACACCAAAUAAAGUGUAUAACCGAAAAAAGGUCCAAAAGAUAUCUCCGUUAUCAAGUAAAAAUAUUGUUCCACUCUCAGAAAGUAUCAUAUGCAGAAACCAUGGAGAGCAUCUUGACCCUGAAACAGAUCCUGCCACUGGAACUUUGCUUGCGUCGGAGAUUCAUCAGUUGAAUUCUUCUGAUGACAAAUCAAGUAAAAGGGACUUAUUUGGAGCUCAAGUCAGCCUUGGAGGACAAUUGCAUGGUUCACACACACAGAAUAUGACUAUUAAUACCAAUAUUGCAAAAUACAAUACAGCUGCUGCUAUGUCACAAAAUCAAGCAAUGUCUUUUGCCUCUGAUGACAAGGAUACUUCAUAUGUUUUUCAACCAUCUGGUUCACAUGUAGAAAAAUCUCAAGUUCAUUUUGACGACAAGCCGGUUGGGAACCGGGAUCCUUUGGAUCCAAAUAGUCCUACUUUAUUUCUGAAUCAGAAUACCAGCUUCUGUGAAAAUAACACUUCGAGUGUCAAAGGUGUUCCAACUAGUUUAGACAUUAAACUUCACAGGAAUUUGGAGCUUAAUAGUGAGCUAAAUGGCAUUGUUGAGCUUGUGGGAUGCUAUGUCCACCCCAUGCCUGUUUCUUCAGUAUUCUUGAGCACCAAGGAUAAUGAAAUCUACAUUUGUGUUUUAUGUGGCCUUCUGGUGGAUAGAGACAAAACCCUAUUCAUCUAUAAGUUAUCAAAAGAGGAACCAAGAGUAGGAUGCCCUUCUUUUGUUGGUCACACGUCCAUAACAUUGCCGAGUCUGAAAGAUUAUUUUGGUAGAGAAGUUGAACUGGAAAGAUCUGGUUUGCAGUUUACUCCAGAUGGCCAGCUUCUUGUUUUAUUUGACAGCAUAAAAACACCUUAUUGCAGGGAAGGGAAAAUCCAGUGCUUGUGUUCAACAUGUAAAUCAGACUGCUUCAAGGACAAUGCAGUAAAGAUUGUGCGAGUAAAAUUUGGUUAUGUUUCAGUUAUUGUAAAAUUGACAACAGUUGACAAUUUGCAGUGUAUAUUGGUUUGUGAACCUAAUUAUCUUGUCACUGUCGGAGAGAGUGGGAGACUGCACCUGUGUGUCAUGAAUUCAACAUGGAGUAAAUACACCAUUUGCAGUGCACGGACAGAGGAAUUUAUUUUCCCACCUCGCGACACCGCCUCUCCUGGCAUAAUGGAGUUGAAGAGAAUUCCAAAGUGCGCUUCGCUAGUUGUGGGUCAUAAUGGUUUUGGGGAAUUUAGUAUAUGGGAUAUUUCUAAACGUAUCUUUCUGUCAAGUUUCUCUGCUCCAAGCUCUACAAUUUAUCAAUUCUUUCCAAUCAGUUUGUUUAGUUGGAAAAGAAAAGGCCCUGUUUUUAGCAAUUCUAGUGUUGAUGAAAAUGCCAAAGGGAUUAUGGCUGCAACAAAAAUGCGGUUCUCAGAUAACAGUGAGAAUAGCUCUUUUCUUCCAUUAAAUGGGGAAGAUAUAGCUGUCUGGCUCCUUGUCUCAACUAUUUCUAACUCUGAUGCUCAAAUUAUACCAAGUGAGUGCCAAAAUGAUUCGGUAGGAUGGUGGAGGCUAGCUUUAUUGGUGAAAGAUAUGGUUGUGCUGGGAAGUGCAUUGGAUCCAAGGGCUGUUGCUAUUGGUGCAUCAGCUGGUCAUGGGAUUAUUGGCACAUGUGAUGGACUAGUGUAUAUGUGGGAAUUAUCAACAGGAACUAAACUUGGCAUGUUGCAUCAUUUUAAAGGUGGCAGUGUUUCAUGUGUUGCUACUGAUGAUUCAAGGGCAGGUGCUUUGGCAGUAGCUGGUGAUGGACAGUUGCUGGUUUAUCAGCACACUCAAAGAAAUUCAUCAUCUUAACAAGGGGACAGAUAUGCCAUUUUUUUGUUCCGUGAGCUGUAAUUAAUAUUCUUCAGGCAGUGCAGCCUAGAUUCCUAUAGCUUCGGUUCAGCUUGGUUACAAAUGUACAUUGUUCAAUUUGUUCAUAUGUUCCAUUGAUCUUGAAGAGAUACUGGAUCAAACCGUAUCCAUUUUUGAAAAUGGGGUAUAAAGUUCACUAUCUUUCUUUUCACAAACAAUCAAUUUCUCCCUUAAUAUUUCCCUUUUCUGAUCCAUAAUUGUGAGCAGUACUUUCCAGACCAUAUCAA
Quercus lobata is the source of this 4346-nucleotide messenger RNA. Its product is annotated as DNA binding protein. Gene Ontology annotation, cellular component: nucleus. The transcript has 14 exons. NCBI's taxonomy places the organism in Eukaryota, Viridiplantae, Streptophyta, Magnoliopsida, Fagales, Fagaceae. Gene Ontology annotation, molecular function: protein binding. The coding region runs from base 157 to 4059 and encodes 1300 amino acids. The record is from RefSeq and is a predicted model, not a curated record. Gene Ontology annotation, biological process: regulation of cell cycle.